This is a messenger RNA of Chara braunii, 5072 nucleotides long. NCBI's taxonomy places the organism in Eukaryota, Viridiplantae, Streptophyta, Charophyceae, Charales, Characeae. The record is from the annotation of a GenBank genome assembly.
GGAAGGAAUAUACCGGUUAAGGUGUAAUGCUGAAUAAAGGAGUGUGCUUGUUUUUGUCUUAUCAGGGAGCUUGAGGAGAAGAGUCUGUCAAGAUGUCGCAGGGCGGCGGCGCGUCAGGUGCUCCCAAGAAAGGCCUGACGCCCGAUGACCUUAUCGCGGCUAUUGACAGGCAUGAAAGAAAUCCGAGCAAUAUCCCCAAGGUCGAUACCUUCCCCUUUUGUGGGGAGAGAGUCUCAGAAUGGCUGGAGCGGGUGGAAAAAGCUCUGGCCAGGCGGUCGGAUGUUGUAAAAUUUCAGCGCAUUCUCCAGUACGUUCUCCACAACUACCUCCAAGAAGUGAAGAAAGUUAUAGAUGCAGUUCAAGGUAGCUUUGAAAGGUUCAAGGAGGGAAUGCAGAGGAAGUACCGCCUGGGAGAUGGACUGUUGACCACUGCGGAUCUUGAGGCAAUGAACAAGAAGGAUUGUAUGACGAUAGGGGCUUUUGUUCAGGAAUUCAACAAGAGGGCGCGGAAAGUCCAUGGGAUCUCGGAGGAGGCGCAGUGCGCAAUCUUCCUGGGGCUACUCACCGCAUCGGAGGUCGUCGCGCUGACAAGGCAUGGAGGGGGCAGCACCAAACUCAUCUGGGCCACCAUUGACAAAGGGGUGGAAGUUGGAUGCUUGGACCAGGUGGAGCAACGUCAGGUACGCCUGCAAAGGCAGAAGAGAAAGGAAAGGGAUGCGACCGCUUCUGGGACCCCGGGAGUAAAAAGGAUUGUUACAGACGUGUUGGCGCAGCUGGGGUAUGCGACAGAGCCAAUGGUGCAGAGAAGGGUAGUGACGGCAGUUCAGGUGAAAGGGAAAGAGCGAGUGGUGGGAGAGGCCGUUGAGGAAAAGCUCUGGGAAGAGGAAGAGCCGGUGCCGCCGCACCUGACGAAGGCCCAACGCAAAGUGCUUCACAGGGCAGCGUGGCUGGAGGUGGGAACCAGGGGCAGGGCAAUCAAGGCAACGGAGGGAGGGGUGGAGGAAGGGAGCGAGGGAGGAAUGGCAGCGGAAGAGGAGGGCAAUGGAAUGGUCAAGGCCGAGGAAACCAAGGCCAGGGGAAUCAAGGCAAGGGGUACCAAGGCCAGGGGUACCAAGGCCAGGGGUAUCAAGGCCAAGGGGAUCAGGGAAGUCAGGGGGCGUCCCGGAGUACAUGUGGUGGGGUCAAGCCCACAGUCAGGAAUGAUGGGGAGACCCCUCACUCCUCAGGCCCGGCUGCCACAGGCAGCACGAAUGAAAAGUCAAGCCAAGGCCAGUGCCAACCAAGAACCUCCGAGAAGGGGGCCAGAGUCAGGGAAAAGAAAGGAAGCUGUGGAAGUGGAGGAUGACGACAAUGAGGAGGAAGAGGACGAGAGGCUGCGCAGAGAAGAGGAUCAGAGAGCGGAGCAGCGGGCCAGGAAAAAGGGAGCCAGGGGAGAGGUCGAGCCGGUCGUGCGCGACGGACGGCCCAAAAGGAAGAAGUAUGUGGCUCGGUUGGAGGAGGGGUUUGAUGUGGAGAGAGUGAUCGACCGGCUGUCAGAAGGGCAUAAUGACCUCAUGACUCUGAAGGAAAUCCUGGUGUCAGCCCCGCGACUCCGCGAUGAAUUGAAGGGGAGGUUAUCACGGCGCCUGGUGCCCAAUGUCCAUCUGGGUACGAUCCUGCCCAAGGAGGCUGAGUGGGCGGAGUUAGGUACGAAAAUGGAUUGGAAGUGCAUGGCUUACGGCACGGAGUGGACAUUGAUGGUGGAGUUGAUGAAGAGGAGGCACAGCGCCUAUGCGUUUAUGGACGAGGAGCGUGGCAGGCUGGAUGUGGACAAAAUACCUAUGAUUCUUAUCCAUAUCAUGCCACACGAGCCUUGGAACAUGCGAGGGGCGCGAUAUCCUAAUCCUGACGAGGAGAAGAAGCUGGUGGAUUACCUCGACGACAAGAUACGUACGCACGUCGCCGACUAUUUGAGUGGACCGUAUGCGUCCCCGUGGUUCUGCUUCAUCAAGCCUAACGGGACGCUGCAGUGGGUGCAAGAUUUGCAGAGGCUGAAUGCGGUAACCAUGCGGGACGCUGGAGGACUGCCAAAUGCGGAUGCUCUAUUAGAAUCCUGUGCUGGAAGACCUAUAAUCUCACUUAUAGACCUUUACUCAGGAUAUGAUCAGUUUCUGGUCUACCUGCCGGACAAGACGGUGACGGCUACGCACACGCCGCGAGGAUUAAUCCACUUGAACGUGGCCCCACAAGGGUGGACCAACGCGGUAGCAAUGGUCCAAUGGGCCAUGAUUCGGGUUAUCCAGUUAGUCAGCCCUCAUAUCACACAACCAUACGAUUUGGCGGUGAAGGGGCCGACAGUGAAGGAGAGCGACGAAGUCUCGCCAGGGGUGGUGGUCACAAUGAAGGAGGAGUUUCGAAAGGGAGGGUUGGUAUUAGGGGCGCCAGAUUAUGAUGCCACGGAGACGCGACCCUUCAUUGUCGAAAUGGAUGCGGGGCCGACUGCCUUAGGGGGAGUUCUAAUUCAGGCAGACACGGAAGGAAAGGAAAGGCCCUUGCGAUUUGAGAGUCGGAUUCUCUGUACGACAGAGAGGAACUACACUCAGUUCAAAAAAGAGACCCUUACUGUCCUCCACUGUCUAAGGAUCUUCUGGAACUACAUCUUUGGCAGAAGGUUUAUCUUGAGAGUGGACCCGACCGCCCUGGCCUACUCUCUGAGGAAUUACGUUCCAUCGGAUCCGACGGUUGCCAGAUGGCUGACGUACAUCUGGAUGUUUAACUUCGAGUUGGAGCGGAUUCCUGGUAGCAAGAACCGGGUGGACGGGUUGAGUCGUAUCAACAGGGAUAACCAGGAAGGAGAGGCGGUGGAGAAUACGCCCCCAGUUGAUGGAUUCCUAGAUCAGGAGGAAGAUGUCCGUCUCCAUAUGAACAAGUGGUUGCCGCGAGUGCCUAGAUGUGUGGGCUAUCCUAUUUGGCAAACGCCGAGCGGAUAUGAAAGGAGGGCAGAGCUAGUCCUCAAACCCUUUGAAGAAGAAGAUCCUCGGGGAAGUAAGGAUGUUCAGUGGAUGAUGGAGUUGGCGCUGGCCAGUUCGCAUAGUCUGGUGGAAGACAUAAGGACGAUCGAGGAAGGACCCGGCCAGGUAGAACGGCAUGAGGACCUGAUGGGAGGAAUGUAUCUCCUCGUCAACACGUUACUGCAGGAAAGCUUCGACCAGUUAGACUCGUUGAACCCAGCAGAGAAUGUGGACGAGGUGCCCAAGAGCCAGGACGACGAGUUCGAGGAAGGGGAGAUUAAGGAGGCCUUUCGUGCAGAGGAGUAUGAUGGGAUCUACCUAGAGUUGGGGCUUCUCUUGUCUUGCGAGAUGCGGCUAAGGGAUGCAAGUGAUAGAGCUCAGAGAAUGCUGCAGCGCUACUUAAGCUAUAACUACAUCUUCGAUGCGCGCGAUAACCUGUCUGGCUUCGUAGAUGGGCGUGCCAUUCAUACCAAGACUGGUUCAGUCUUGGUUAGCUUCAUUGAGGAGUACUACCUGCGCUAUCCUUUCGUCAGGGAGUUCGUAAUGGACAAGGGAUCGGAAUUUACUUGCCAGGAGGUGCAGGAGUCGUUAUCAAGACACCUAGCAGCUCAUGCCCUGGAGCACCCAGACCUGGAAGAGCAAACACCUGCAAAGCCGUGCCAGGAGCCGUGUCAGCCCGAGAAGGAGAUGGAGGCAGAGAUCCCGAAGAGGGUCGACCUCUGUACGAGGGAAAGAGCGCCAGCUGGAGAGACAGGUGAAGAAAAGAGGGUAAGAAGAACCAGGAGGAUAGAAGAGAUAUGGCAGGAGAGGCAGAGGUUGGAGGCAGCAGGGGAACUUUCGGAGCAACAGCAGGAGAAGCGAAGAUUGGAGGCAGCAGGGGCUCUCCCAGGUCAGCCACCCAGCGAGCCAGCAAAGGCCCCAGAGAUCCCAGAGGUGUGGAGGGACUUCUGGGAGUGGAGAGGAGAGGAGCUUCCUUCGCCAACCAGAGCCGGGUUUGGGAUGGCAAGGAAGGCAGAAGAAAGGUUGGAUCGCAAGAUCAAGUUCCUGGCCAAGACAACUUUUGACCGGCACUUGUUGUUGGAGAGCGAUCUGGCAAGGAAGAAGAUAAAGGAAGCCGACCAUGGAGUACGCCUGGAGGCUAUAGAGGUGGAAAUCCAAGAACACAGGGCAUUGGUGGCCAGCCAGGCAGCUAUCAUCGAGAGCCUGAGGCAGCGAUCUCAGGGAGGGGCGGACAAGCUAGAGAGCAGCCGGCAGGGAGAAAAGAGGCAGUCAGGACAUGGUUUGCCAGGACAGCCAUUUGCAGCAGAGACUCGCCAGGAGCCACCUAUGGGGAGAGUUAUCCUGGAGCCAGAGGACGCGAGAGCCCAGAGGGAGGCAGAGAGAGAGGCCUUCGACUUAAGAGCCCCUACUGAGCUCGCGACGCUACCUAUAGUAGCGGCGGGCCCAGUCAGACCUUUGGCAGUUGAGAAGGGGCUACCACCAUCCAGCAGUGAGCCAGCUCAAGGCUCAGCAAAGGGAUCUAUGGACGUGCUCAUUGAGGCAGUGCACUCGAUGCAGGAGGAGGCGAGUUUGUUUUCGCCUGAGCAGAGGAUAGAGGAGCCUCUCGAGAGAGAGAUGGGGAUUGAGGCGGAAGCUGGCAUCGAGGGCGGGCUCCAGAGGUUGGGCACACCUGAGUACGGGCCAGAGGGGAUUGAAGACCGACCUGGACCGAGUACCCAGGAGGUGGAGACACGAGAGGAACCCUUGGAUAUGCCUAAGAGCCAUAAGUUGAGCAGGGAGGCCAGCGAAGCGCCAUUAUCGCCAGGGUCUCAGAGAGAAAAGAAGAGGUCCAGGAAGUGGUGCGAUACGUCCUGCUUCUUCUGUACAAAGGAGGGACAUCGAGCCUUGCAAUGUCCUAAGUUCCUAAAGGACAAGGCUGAAGGGAAGGUUACCGAGGAAGGAGGCAGGAUGUAUGAUAGACAAGGCAGGAGAGUAGAGAGAUCUGCAAUUGGGGGUAGGGCUCAGCUAUAUAGGCAAAACCACGAGGAGAUGAGCGAUGAGAACUGAGUUACCUAUAUAGUUGACAUGUUGCGUGUAGAACUA